CCCGCUAGUGGCGACAACAUCCGCGUCGUUGUAAGAGUCUCCGAUGAAAACGACAACGCACCCACAUUUCCAACACCAGUUAUGAAUGUAGAGUUUUCUGAAAAUACUCCCAGGGACGUUAAAAGAAAACUAAAUCCAGCUAGGGAUCAGGAUUUAGGUGUUUUUAAUACUCAAAGGUAUAAUAUAGUGUCGGGUAAUACGGAAAACGCGUACAGAUUGUCUUCCCAUAGGGAAUUAGACGGUGUUCUUUAUUUAGAUCUACAGAUCAAUGGAUUUCUUGAUAGGGAAACGACGGACCAUUACGAAUUAGUUAUAGAAGCGUUAGAUGGCGGUACACCACCACUUAGAGGUACCAUGACUGUAAAUAUUACAAUUUUAGAUGUAAAUGAUAAUCCUCCAGUAUUUGCUGAGAGUGUAUACUCAGCGACAAUACCAGAAAAUGCCACGAUAGGUACGACUGUAUUAAAAGUCUUCGCAACCGACUCUGAUGCAGCAGAGAAUGGAUUAAUCGAAUACUCGAUAAAUAGAAGACAAAGUGACAAAGAGAAUAUGUUCAAGAUAGAUCCAGAUACUGGAGAGAUUACUGUAAAUAAAGCUUUGGAUUUUGAAACCAAAGAACUGCACGAACUCGUUGUCGUUGCUAGAGAUAAAGGUGCACAACCAUUAGAAACAACUGCCUUUGUAUCUAUUCGUGUUACGGAUGUGAAUGAUAAUCAACCAACCAUAGACGUUAUAUUCCUAAGUGAUGAUGCUACUCCAAAAAUAUCAGAAUCUGCGCAGCUAGAUGAAUUCGUAGCGAGAAUAUCUGUGCAUGAUCCGGAUUCAAAAGCGGAAUACGCAAAUGUAAAUGUAACACUAAGUGGUGGUGAUGGACACUUCGAUUUAAGAACGCACGAUAACAUCAUCUACUUAGUUGUAGUCGCAUUACCUUUGGAUCGAGAAUCUAGAUCUGCUUAUACUUUAAAUGUAGUCGCAACGGAUAAAGGAUCGCCUCCUUUACACGCGUCUCGUAUUAUCAGUCUUCGGGUGACUGACGUGAAUGACAAUCCUCCAGUAUUUUUGGAAAGUGUGUAUAAAACAAGUGUACCCGAAGCUGCCGCACCCGGUACGCCAGUGAUCCAA
This is a messenger RNA of Papilio polytes (common Mormon), 1122 nucleotides long. Its product is annotated as protein dachsous-like. The annotation marks the transcript as partial. The transcript has a single exon. The record is from RefSeq and is a predicted model, not a curated record. Gene Ontology annotation, cellular component: plasma membrane. Gene Ontology annotation, molecular function: calcium ion binding. Gene Ontology annotation, biological process: homophilic cell-cell adhesion. Lineage: Eukaryota; Metazoa; Arthropoda; Insecta; Lepidoptera; Papilionidae.